AAGUUGCAAGUAGUAAGGAGGGAGGCCGCGGUCUUAGCCAACUGCUCCCUUUUCGCUUCUCUCUCUCGAUUUCUCGGCCUCUGCCUCAAUCGACUCUCCCUCUUUGUUCUCUGGCAUCAAUUCUUUUCAAGCUAUCCUCUUUGUUCAAUCGCCAACACAAAGAACCUCCGGCCAGCAGUAGCUUCUCUCUUCCAGGCUUCCGGUGGCAGUCCAGCUACCUCAGACCCUCUCUCUGGUCUCAGCUGUUUCGGUACAAUGGACAUACGACUAAAGGACAUGUUCAGUCCAGAAGGAUCUAUGGACAGAACAAAGAUGAUGAACUAAGUUAUUCCAGAGAACUUCAACAGAAAUACCCUUUUUUCCCUCAUUUUUGAAGUAUCAUAAAAAGAUCGGAACUGCUCAUCUUAAACUAGAGAUACUUAUAUUUGGAGAGUAAUAGUUUCUCCAAUGAAUUCUGUUUUAUUGCCUUUGUCCCUCAUCCUUCGGUUGCCUUCCCGCCUGUCGUCACGUCGUCAUCAGUUACAACCUCAGUACUCGAUCGGUCAUCAUGUUCAUUUCAAGUCUUCUGUUUCCCGCUCAUAUCCAUCCAAUUCACAUUGUUGUUUAUGUGCUCACCAGCCAGCAAUUGGUGCUAUGGUUCCUUCAGAUGAGGGACCAGUAUCUGUAAUCAACUUUGAAGAUUUUGUGGAAAAAGAUUGGUCAUUUCUUGAUUUUGACGAAUUAAAUCCCAAAGAAGAGCAUAAACAAAAGAUUGCCCAGAUAAUUUCUGCAGGAGGGAUUGAAGAGACUUCAAGGGUUUUGGUUUCAGUUGGUUCAGAAGAAUUUGUAGAUCAGUUGGUUGAUACAUCAACCUGCAGUCUUUUGCUUGUUGUCCAUGAUUCACUUUUUCUAUUGGCUUGCAUCAAAGAAAAAUAUGACAAGGUUAAGUGUUGGCAAGGGGAGCUGAUUCAUGUGCCAGAAAAGUGGGCUCCUUUGGAUGUUGUAUUUCUCUAUUUUCUGCCAGCGUUGCCCUUUACACUUGACCAAGUUUUUGGAACGCUUGCAAAAUGUUGCUCACCAGGUGCAAGAGUGGUGAUAAGCCAUCCCCAAGGGAGAGAAGUGUUAGAGCAGCAAAGGAAACAACAUCAAGAUGUUUUAGUAUCUGAAUUGCCUGACAAGAUGACACUGCAGAAGGUUGCAUCUGAUAAUUGUUUCGAGAUGGUUGAAUUUGUGGACGACUCAGGAUUAUAUCUAGCUGUUUUACGGUUUUCUGGAGCUAAAAAUUAGUUUUGCAAAAUUUUUGUUGUGAAGAUUUCAAUGUUACAUUAAAAUGUGAAAGGAAUUGAUUAAAAGUUUGAAUUCAGAUAAUUGUGUAGCUUUUGACUUUUAGUUUUUGAACUGUUC
Messenger RNA from Manihot esculenta (cassava), 1383 nucleotides. RefSeq lists its product as uncharacterized. The coding region runs from base 448 to 1266 and encodes 272 amino acids. Lineage: Eukaryota; Viridiplantae; Streptophyta; Magnoliopsida; Malpighiales; Euphorbiaceae. The transcript has 3 exons. The record is from RefSeq and is a predicted model, not a curated record.